AUGACUGGCGGUACUCCCAGUGCUAUACCUUCUGGUGACAAUAAUCCUACUCCCACUACUGAAACUCCUGAAAGUAGUCCUGCAAGCAAUCCACCACAGGAAGAAGCAGCAUUACUAACAAAUGACUUAAAAUUUAAUAAUUUACUAAAAUUUGAUUCUUUGAAGAAAAACAUGUGGGUCGGAUUAGAUGGUUUAAAUCAAAGAUUAGGAUGGAAAAAUAAAAAAGAACAGGUUGGUGAAAAAGAACCUGAAGAGAAAAUUGGAAAAAAGUCUACACCAGGUGUUAAAGGAGAAUUUGGUGAUCCAGUUUCUAUAAAAGAAACACCUUCAAAAAACAAAGGAAACGAAUCUGGAGACGUUUCAAAUAGUUUUAACAAAGCUUUUACCAAUCCUGAGAAACCUAAAGAAGAGAAAUUUGAACCAAUUAAAUUUACUCCUGCAAAAUUGCAAAUCAAACCCAAUGAACUAAAUAAUGGAAAAGAUUACUCUAAAAUUGUUAAUAUUGAAACAGAAGAACCAGAAGAUUACAAAUUAAAAAAAAUUGCUGAUGAAAAACAGAUGAAGGAAGUUUUAGGUGUAAAUGAUCUUGAUUUACCUAAAAAAGACUUAAAACCAAAAAAAAUGCUUACUACAGAAAAUAUUAUAAGCGUAAAUAAAACUACCUUGCCCAGUGAUUAUCUAGGCACUGAUAAAACUCUUUCUGAAGAAGAUGAAAAUGAUUCGAUAGGAAAUAUUGUUGAGAAAUCAAAGAAAAGAGAAAAGUUUGUCCCAAAAAUUGGACUCAAAGAAGGCAGUAGAAAAGAUAUUAAAAAGUUAAAGCAUCAUAAAAAAGAUCAUCAUAAAAGUCAUCAUAAAAGUCAACUAAAAAAAUCUUCACAUUUGAAAAAACAAGGGUUAAAGCAUCAAAACAUGGAUUUACAUACCCUACUUAACAAUACUAAAGAAGUGGUUUAA
Vairimorpha ceranae is the source of this 954-nucleotide messenger RNA. RefSeq lists its product as hypothetical. NCBI's taxonomy places the organism in Eukaryota, Fungi, Microsporidia, Nosematidae. The record is from RefSeq and is a predicted model, not a curated record. Bases 1 to 954 code for a protein of 317 amino acids. The transcript has a single exon.